This is a messenger RNA of Phytophthora infestans T30-4, 3084 nucleotides long. Its product is annotated as M96 mating-specific protein family. NCBI's taxonomy places the organism in Eukaryota, Oomycota, Peronosporomycetes, Peronosporales, Peronosporaceae. Bases 1 to 3084 code for a protein of 1027 amino acids. The transcript is spliced from 9 exons. The record is from RefSeq and is a predicted model, not a curated record.
AUGGCCUUCUUGGAGGACGAGGACGACAUGCGCGCCUUUGAAGCCACGCUUAACUUUUUCUCGAGGCGUCAGCGUCGUCUAGGAGUUCCGAUGGGAGUGCAUCUGACAGUCGGAAUGCCAAAGAGCUGGAGGCGUCGGAGCUGUCGACGAGCGCAGGGAGGGUUGGCGGAUUUAACGAUUCGUUGGAGUAUUCCUCCACAACCACAAGCGAAUCCGAAUCGAGUUCGGAAUGAGCUCCGAUUUGAGUUGGCUUAUCUCCGUGAGAAGGCUUCGCAGUUGGAGCAUGAGCUGAACACAUUGCAGCUCAAUACAAAGGUCAAUAGGAUAUGCGACGGAGAGGCAAAGCAGGAUGACAUGACGCAACUCUCUACAGAUAGCUCGCCACAGUUGCUUGGGGCUUGGAAAGGGAUCGCUGGACGACAAAGACAGAGGAGAGAAGGCGCUGAGCGUGAGAAUGCGAGAUUGAGAAUCAUUGUAGAGCGACAGCGGAAGGUGGCGAUCGAUUUGAGCGAGUUGUUGCGGAAACGAACAGCGGAAUGCGCGCAUGCCAGUGACCCUUACAUUUCUGAGCGUCGCUUGAGCCGCGUGAUUGAUUUCCACGGAGACAUUGGAGAGUUCCAAGAGUUGUUCCAGGAUCUGGAAGACGCUUACCACGAAGCAGAUGAAGUGCUUCAAGCCAAUGGACUAGCCACGAUGGCUAUUCCUACGCAUGAUGUGCACAUCCGUGAAGGCGUCGGUGGCAAGUAUAUCGAAUUCUUCGCCAACAAGGCUUUGCCUUUUCCUCUCCAACAAACCUCGGAAGCCGCUUGGGACGAUUUCAAAGGAGUGGAUAAACACUGGGGCAAUGGCGGACUGUACGAGAAGGCCACUAAGAAUCUCGACCAGCCCUACACAGUCCUGGAGGACUUUACGAAGUCGAACAACUCGAAGGCGGACAUGCAGCUCAAGCAGAUCGUACGACGCUACGUCGAACCAGACCGCGACAUCAUCGUGUUUGUUUCCAAAGUGUCGCCUAUUGAGAUUAAGAAUAAGGCGAUCGCAGGACUCACUUACCACCUUCGAGGCUACGUCGUCACCAAGAAGUCUCGAGUUGGCCACGACCUCUCGUUGUUGCAGUUUUGUUCUCGCAUCUCCAUCGAUAAGAAGCCUGGCGUGAGUUACGAUCCUAACCACAUUCGCGCACUCACGAGGUUCCUGAUCGGCAAUACUGUAGGCAACAUCCGAUGCUACCACGAGCGAAUCGAGAACGCUCUCGUCGAUCAAGCUUUGACGAAGCAGCUCAUACCAACAAAAACGACUGGAAUGGAGCUUGUCGGGGGCGAAGAUGACAUGCGCGCGUUCGAGGCGACGCUGAGCUUCGUGGAGGAAUAUGCGAGCGACGCCUUCACGUCGAUGGAGCUCCCCAAUCUCUCAGUCACGUCGGAUGUCUCGAGUUCGUUUUCGUUUCGACUGGAAAAUCAGAUUCCGCCGGCAGACGUCGUGCCGUCGUCCUCGAGCUCCCCUACGUCGUCUAUCGGUACCAUUGACACUUCGACCAUGACGCUGACUAACUCGACGGAUCAGCUCUCAAUGGGCGUCUCGAACGAGGCUCUGGUCCCCACGCAAACCUCGAAACCCCGGAAAUCGACUAGAAAAAGAAAAUCCCAAGCCAACCCGAACCGGGCGCGCAACGAGCUCCGCUUCGAGCUUGCAUUCCUUCGUGAGAAGGUGACGCAGUUGCAGCAGGAAUUGCAGUCGCUGCAACCGACUCAGGAAAAUUUGAUUUGUGACGGAGAUUCGACGACGCUUGCUACCAGACCAAAUGGAGUUCGUGCUCGUCCGUCAUCGCAAGUACUCUGUGCGUGGAAGGGAGUGGCAGACCGACAAUUGCGGCGACGUGAAGACUCCGAGCGCGAAAAUGCGCGCCUGAGACUCAACGUGGAGCACCAACGGAAGGUGGCCAUCGAUUUGACCAAACUGCUGCGCAAGCGAAUGGCCGAGUGUGCGGAAGCUCAAGACCCGAGUGUCAAGGAGAAUAGAUUUACUCGAGUACUCGACUACCACGGCGACUUGGCCGAGUUCCAAGAGCUGUUCCCAAUUCUGGAAGAAACCUACCACGGUUUAGAUACCGUACUGGAGGAAACUGGCCUCGCGACCAUGGAUAUCCCGACUGAAGAUGUAAACAUACGUGAAGGCGUUGGCGGCAAAUACGUCGAGUUCUUUGCGAACAAAGUCCUUCCUUUCGGGCUCAGUGACACAACGGAGGCCGCAUGGGACCACUUUAAAGGGAUUGACAAGCAUUGUGGCAAUGGCGAGUUGUACGAAAAGGCAGCGAUGAAUCUUGACCAGCCUUUCACAAUUAUCGAAGACUUUACAAAAGAAGUUUAUUCCAACAAUUCUCGCGCAGACAUGGAGAUGAAGCAGAUUGUGCGGCGCUACGUGGAACCGGAUCGGGAUGUUAUCAUUUUCGUUUGCCGAGGACAACCCAUUGAGAUUAAACACAAGGCGAUCGCUGGAUUGACGUACCAUCUUCGUAGCUACGUUGUCGCCAAGCGAGCUCCAGCUUCGACUGCAGAUCAUGAUUUGUCGCUGCUGCAGUUUUGCUCAAGGAUUUCUAUUGACAAAGAGCCCGGCGUGGUGUACGACCCGGUUCAUGUUCGGGCAUUGACCAGCGCCGGAAGCGACCGCGCCAGCAGCAGCAGCGGUGGGACGAGCGCAGGAGGAUCAACGCGUGUGUCGGGUGCGUCUGGUGGUAUGCGAGUGUCUUCGCUCCCGCGUCGUGGCCCGGGACUGUCAGCAAUGGAGACGGAAAUAACUGGUGGUGAAGAAUUAGAUAUUUCGAGUAAUUGUGGGAGCGGGACCGGCAGUGAAGACAUGGAGGGAGGUGAAGAAACCGUGGCCGCCGGUAGUGAUGCCUCUGCGGACGACACAGAGGCAUCUGAUAGAGCGAGCGUUGACGAAACGGUGCACGUGGAGGUGUCGCUGGGUUGGCAUUCGGAUUGGGCGGCGUGGCAGGCGUACUUCACGCAGUACUGCGACAGGACAAUGCAGGUCUUAUCUGUAAAGGAAACAAUGUCACGAAACUGCACAAGUGUCCAGGAUUAA